Cheilinus undulatus (humphead wrasse) is the source of this 1471-nucleotide messenger RNA. RefSeq lists its product as uncharacterized. NCBI's taxonomy places the organism in Eukaryota, Metazoa, Chordata, Actinopteri, Labriformes, Labridae. The coding region runs from base 15 to 1433 and encodes 472 amino acids. Gene Ontology annotation, molecular function: protein binding. The transcript has 11 exons. The record is from RefSeq and is a predicted model, not a curated record.
ACUCUCUCUUCACCAUGUUUGUCUCUCUGCUGCUGUUCUCGCUCGUGUGCAUCGCCAAGGCCACUCACUUUUAUGGGACGAUGAUGACUUACUACCCAAAAACCACUCACACAAAUGGGUCUGUUGAGGUGGUUCUCCGCUACAAGCUGAACUUCCACUCCUGCACAGAUGCAGACUCCUGGACCUGCUUAUCCGGAGACUGUGGGACUCAGAGCUUGGAGCUGCACAAGGUGGAGGAGAGCAGCGGAGAGUGGUGUCAGAGAGAGGGUGUUAUGACCCGGCAGGUCCCUAGCAACGCUGCUUUUCAGCUGGUGUUAGAUGGUGGUAACUGGAUAAGUGGCAUUUUAAAUGGCAUCAUUAGGUGGAGAGCUGUGACUUUAGUGGAGCUGAGGAAUCGAUCAGACACUGGCCAAGCCAACCGAUCACCCCAGACCACCAUCCUGCCAGCUCUAAGAGUUCCUUCGAACUGUCAGAGAGAUUUCCACCUGUUGGCAUUUGAUCCAGAUGGAGACGUGGUUAAAUGCAGAAAUGGAAUUACAUCUUUAGAGUGCGACCGCUGCACGCCACCGUCUGUUCUUCAGCUCUUGUCUUCCUGCUCCUUGUUGUUUCGCCCCACAAACAGCAGCAAUGAAGGUCCGUACGCGGUCCAGCUGGUGAUGGAGGACUUUCCCAGACAGAAUAUCACACUGACUCAAACCAACGGCAUACAGCAGGUGAAAACUACCAACGACCCAAUCAGCAAAAUACCACUCCAGUUUGUUUUAAGAGUGGAUGAUGCGGUGCCGUCCUGCACUGAGGGACUCUAUCUGCCAAAGUUUCUGCCUCCAACUCCAGCCAACAGAGCUCAGCUGUACGCCUCUGUAAAUCAGACCCUGGACAUCCACAUCAGCGCUGAGGCCAAUAAUUCCAGGAUUUCUGAGCUGCUGUUCAGCGGGCCAUAUAAUGUAAUUAAGAGCAACACAACAACAGGACAAUUCACUCUACAAUGGACACCAUCAGAGAGCGAGGAUGGAGAAAGUCAUCCUAUUUGCUUCGUAGUAGAGUCAGUUUCUGGCUUAGCAAAGUAUCACUCAGAGCUACGGUGUGUCAUUGUUAGUGUUGGAAACCCUGUAGACGUCACUGCAAUGACACCAAAUACAACAAAUGUUCCCUCAACGGCUGCUCUGCCAUCUCAAUCCACAACAGCACAGAAUGCAACGCCAUCAACAGUCUUCACAACACCUGCAACCAUAGACUCAAACUUAAUUGUUGCAGUGCUGAGAGUGAGGAUUUCUUCUUCAUAUCCUCUGUCUGAUGAGGACAUCAGGAAUAUUGUCUCACAGAUUAAAGAUGAACUGGUGCGUCGAGGGCUGCCUUCAGACAUCACUGUACGCUUUGUGAGAAAUUUGAGCCUGGAAUCUUCAACGUCAGCGCCCCCUGCUGGCACAACCUGAUUCAAACUCCUACUGUUCUCUCUCUCACACAGUACCUA